AUGAGCAGCAAAGUCACUGCGGCCACCCCGCUCUCUUCCCCAGCCCCCCCUGCUGCCCCCGUGAACCCCCCAUCUCCCCUGGGGGAGGAACAGGAGGUGGUCACCACUUUUUGCACCCUCCUCCCAAAGAUGCCCCAGUGGAAAUUCUCCAGCCCGUCCGGCUUCCUCAGCCGCAGCCCGUCCAGUGCCAACAAAGAUCUCUCCUCAUCGGUCAAAACCGGCAGCCUGGCAGAGGCCGAAGGCGUCGCGGUGCCUUCAUCGGCCUCGGGGUCAGGCCUGGCCGCCGUCCUCAGUGCUUGCGAACCGGUCUGUGCCACACCCUGCAGCAGGCUGAAAGGAGGGACGUCCGAGAGCAGGAAGACGCCUCGGGCCCCGGGGCCCCGAGCCCCUGGGGAGGAGUGGAGCCGGAAAGGGAGUUUCAUCAGCAAACCGGUCCAAGGUUGGCUGCAUCCCGACGACCGAGUUUUAGGCCCCGGAGUCUCCUACAUCGUCCGAUAUAUGGGUUGCAUUGAGAUCCUGCAAUCAAUGAGAUCUUUGGAUUUUAACACCCGGACACAGGUCACCAAAUUGGUUGAUAUCUGGUUCUGUUUUUCCCAGGCGCCCAACAAAAGCCUGUUUUCAAUUCUUGGCAAGAGCAAUCUCCGAUUCGCUGGCAUUAGCAUAGCUGUCAACAUUUCCAUCGAUGGUUUGAACCUGAUGAUCCCCACCACCAGACAGGAAAUGCGGGACUAUCCUACUAUCGUUGAAAAGCCAGAAUGCCAACUACAGGAAGUCCUCGACUUAUGA
This is a messenger RNA of Thamnophis sirtalis, 786 nucleotides long. The record is from RefSeq and is a predicted model, not a curated record. Lineage: Eukaryota; Metazoa; Chordata; Lepidosauria; Squamata; Natricidae.